Trichoderma atroviride IMI 206040 is the source of this 2690-nucleotide messenger RNA. The record is from RefSeq and is a predicted model, not a curated record. Lineage: Eukaryota; Fungi; Ascomycota; Sordariomycetes; Hypocreales; Hypocreaceae.
UACCCGAAAUUGUCGGCACUGAUGCUUUAUCUCGAUGCAUCUGAUUACAAGCAGUUUAGCUUAGUAGGUGAUCCAGGGCCAUCUCUAUUUAUACUACCUCACGGCCGCAUUGGAGACCAGAUGGUGAGCCAGGUAAUGGCUUGGAAGAUGUUUCUACAACGAGUAGUAGCCCGAUCGGAUAAGUCACAAAGCUGGCUUGGAACUUCUACAUUGCAGUCCCCAAUGCAAAUGAGCGUGGUAGAGCCAACAGAACAAAAGCUCAACAUGGUUCACAACCCAGUGGGCGUUGUCAUGGACGCCAUUUUAAAAGAGUUUCAGCAGACACACUGUGGUAUAAGCCACGAAGUGAAGCUGAGGGUCUUGGAGGAACUACAUACCAGCCCAUAUCAGCCAAAACUCGAAAUGUUACUAUCUUGCUGCCAAUCCGAGCGUGAUUGGCAGGAGGCUGUAUGCGACUCAUUCCAACACCCAAUCAGCUCAGAAAACAAGCAUGAUAUUUGCGUUGCCAUCCACAAAACUUGGAAACAGCGAACGAAACUUCGCCUUUUCGUUGAUCAGCGGGGGCUAUUUGAUGUUACCGACGAAGGACCGCCGAUAUCAACGUAUGACCAUACAGAAGAAGGGCUCAAUUUAUUACUCGAUAAAAACGCAUUUCGGCCUAUUAGCCCUGGAGCCUAUCUCAGAGGCAUUGUCAUAGAAAGGUUUGACCAUCGAGAAAAGACGGCUUUGGCCCUGGCCCUGGCUAGGUGUUUAAUGGUAUUUUUCGAUAGGAGCCUUGAGCGAGCUUCUUGUAACUGGUCGGCGGAAAACAUUUUUUUCAUGCGCUCUUCUCAGCCUUAUGGAGAGCUUCCACGCUGGCAUAUUUUGGUAGGGUCACAACCUUCCAGCUUCAAUUAUCCCAGCUUCCUUCAUAGAGUUGUUCCUGGAAAUCCGGUCUUAUUAUCCUUUGCAAAAUUAUUAUUGGAGAUUAUCAAUGGCGAAAAGAUACCUCUUGACAUUGACUUACAGAAUAUUAACAAGAACAUUGGAAACUGGGCUCAAAUGUGUAGCUACGUGGAAGAGGCACGACAGGACGGAAACAGUUUCUACCUCCAAGCUGUGCAGGGGUGUCUAUACCUUCAUAUGCAUUUACAAAAAGACGACAACUUACAAAAUGUCAAUUCAUCCGGCGCUGCCAUGAGAGAGGUCAUUUACGAGCAGAUCGUCCGAAACCUCGAGAAAGAGCUGAACCCCGAUGGACUUAAGCGGAAGCGGCGAGGAUCCUUUUCUGAGCGCCCCAAUCUGAAGAGAUUGCAUACAGAUGAGCCUUUGGAAUCGACGAAUAGACAUUUGCGUUCAAUGACUACAACCACAAGCGCAGCAACUACAGCUCCGCCAAGACGUGAAGACUUCAAUGUAGCCGUUAUAUGCGCCAUUGUCACAGAAUACAACGCUGUUUGUCAAAUAUUUGAUGAAUUUUGGGACGAAGAAGGAGACCAAUAUGGGAGAGCAGAAGGAGAUCUCAAUACUUAUACCACUGGUCGCAUUGGCAAGCACAAUGUUGUCCUAGCUCUUCUUCCACACAUUGGAAAAUCCAAUGCUGCUGCCGCCGCCGCUAGUUUUAGGUCGAGCUACACGCACGUGGAGUUGGCGCUCCUUGUAGGCGUCUGCGGAGGCGUGCCUCGAGUUGGAGGAUAUGAAGAGGACGAGAUACUCCUAGGUGAUGUUGUGAUAAGCAGGGCCGUUGUCCAAUAUGACUUUGGCAGGAAAUAUCCUGAAAAGUUUAUUCGCAAAAAUACCUUUGAAGACAACUUGGGCAAAGCGACAAAGAAUAUUCAGAGCCUGCUUAAAAACUUUGAGACCGACCGAGGCCUAAGCUUACUUCAGAGCCAGACAGCUCAAUUCCUUAUGCAGCUACAGAAUAAACGAACAGGUAGGAAAAACAGGUUGCUCAACAAGUAUCGAUAUCCCGGGACAGCCAAAGACAGAUUAUUCAGAUCAGAUUAUCGCCACAUGCAUCGCGGCUUUCAUGGCCACUGCUGCAACAUUUGUGACGACAGUUCUGGCGACGUUUGCGAGGACGCUCUGAAUGCCACUUGCGAGGAGUUGGGAUGUGAAGAGCAUUACUUUGUUGAGAGAGAGCGGCUUCAAGAGAAGCAAGAGCUUGAACGAAACAGUUCCGAGGAUGCUCAAGCACCAUCGAUCCAUCUCGGCGCCGUGGCUUCGGGCGAUACAGUCUUGAAAUCGGGAAGAGACCGCGAUGAGAUUGCGCAAAAUGAAGGCGUUAUUGCAUUUGAGAUGGAAGCAGCAGGCAUCUGGGGAGAGAUCCCUUGUGUCAUUGUUAAGGGCGUCUGUGACUACGCAGAUUCUCACAAGAAUAAGACGUGGCAAGACUUUGCGGCUGCGACGGCGGCGGCUGCUGCGAAGGCUCUUUUACAUAGAUACCCGAAAACAGAAAAGAGUCAGACAUGGGUAGUAGGAUGACUUGGCGAAUUUAUGUAUUCAACAAAUGUUUUAAUUAGUGUAAACGGAUACUUGACACGGGUGCUGGACUACUUUAGCCUUGAAACGCACGAUUUUCCAUUGCAGCUUUCUAAUCCAUACUAUCAGACUUCACGCCCCAGCGUAUGCCUUGCUAUAUUCUCGCUGAGAACUACUUUUUGAACAUGUCUUUCAUCAUUUCCACAGCGGCCUGACCUCCAAUAUCCCCA